Molecule: messenger RNA, 2090 nt
Organism: Caenorhabditis angaria
Lineage: Eukaryota; Metazoa; Nematoda; Chromadorea; Rhabditida; Rhabditidae
Source: the annotation of a GenBank genome assembly
AUGACAAGUAAGUAACCAACAUAUUUUUGAAAAAUAAUCAAUAUUUUUGAAUAAUUACAGUAAGACGAGUAAAUAAUGAUGUAACAGGUGCACCGACCACAAAAAGAGGUAUUUCAAGUAAUCGGAAAAAAGAAGGAGAAUUUUUCAAAGGAAAAGUAAUGUUUCAGGUUACUGUAGUGAAUAAUAGUCAGAAUUUUUAUAGAAUAAACCCGGUGGUUUUUUUGUAAAAGGAAGAAUAUCACCAGGAAGAGAAGUAGCACAAUUAUCUGGAACUGAUUCAAAAAUGAUUCAGAAAACAGAAUCAGGUGAUAAAUUAGCACCAGUUGAUGAUAAUAAUAUGGUAAUUGCGACAUUAUCAAAAGGAUUAAUUGAACAUCAAUGGUAUCAUGGAGUUAUGCCAAGAGAGGAAAUCAAUGAUUUAUUGAAGGUUUGCUUUUUUCUCAAUUCGGCGUCAUUUUCUAUAGAAAUGAUCAAUUUCUCAAUUCUAAAACGUCACUUUCUAAAAAUGGCAAUUGACCUAAUUUUUUUUUAUUUCUCACGUUUUUUUAUUUAAUAAUAAAAAUGUUUUCAGGUUGAUGGUGAUUUUCUUGUGAGAAAAACAACAGAGAAAUCCCGUCCAUUCAUUUGUCUUUCGGUUUGUCAUAAUAACGAAGCUCGACAUUUUCCGCUUGUUUACGAAAACGGAACAUGGACGUUGAAAAAUGUUUGUUAAUUUUUAUUUCACAUUCAAUUUCAUGACGAAAAAAAAACGAUUUUUCAGCUCGAACGAAACGACAAAUUUUUCGAACUCGUCGAACUUCUCAAUUUUCUGGUUGUUCAAAAAUAUCAACUUGGUCCAACAAGAACAGUUUUAGUUCGUGCAAUUCCUCGUCCAGAAUACUAUAUUUUACACGAAGAUAUUUGUCUUACAAACAAAUUAGGAUCUGGUGCUUUUGGCGAAGUUUGGAAAGGAACAUUGAAAAAACGAGGAGAUAAAGAUAAAGGUGUUCAAAUGGAUGUAGCUAUUAAACGAAUUAAAGGAAAUCCAAGAAAAUCAAUGAUACGAGAAUUUGUGAAAGAAGCCAAAUUAAUGAGAAGAUUGAAACAUCAAAAUAUAGUUCAAGUAAUUGGAGUUGCACCAAGUGAAGAACCUCUUAUGAUUAUAAUUGAAUUGGCAUCAAAUGGAUGUUUGAAAAGUUUUUUGAAGAAAACAAAAUGUCCGACAGAACAAUUAAUGCAAUUUUGUAGAGAUGCAGCAAGAGGAAUGGCUUAUUUAUCAUCUCAAAUGAUUAUUCAUCGAGAUUUAGCCGCAAGAAAUCUAUUAUUGGGUCCGCUUAUGGAAGUUAAAAUAUCAGAUUUUGGUUUAUCCGAAUGUGGAAAAACAGAAACAAAAGCAACAAAAAUGAAAGUUCCAAUUCGUUGGUUAGCACCAGAAUCCCUUGAUACUCUUUGUUUCACAACAAAAACCGAUGUUUGGUCAUAUGCAGUAACAGUUUGGGAGAUAUUCUCAUAUUGUGCAACUGAUCCAUUUCCCGGUUUAACAAAUGCACAAGCAAAAGAUAUAAUACGAAAUAAAACUCCACCAAUGCAAGCACCACCAGAUGCGCCAGGUGAUAUUGUUCGAUUAAUGUUAGAUUGUUUUGAGAAAAAUCCGAUGAAUCGUCCAACUUUUCCACUAAUUUUGAAGAAAUUGUCACCAACGGAGAAUAUUGACAUUUAUUUGAAACCAAUGCAAUUAAUGGAAGAAGGAAUGACAGAUCCAACAAGUGGACUUGGACAAUUUUCGGAUAAAUUAGCAGAUACACAACCACUUGCAUUACCACCACCUCCUGAUAUUGCAAAAGGAGCUAUGUCGGUUAGUAAACUUUUAAAUUGUAAACUUCUAAUUUUCAAAUCAAACAAGUUUUCAGACAAGAGCAGUGCGCGGAAGUAUUCCAUCAAAUACAGCUCUAAAUGUUCCUCAUAUUUCACCAGUUUCACUUGUUGAUACUCAACCAAUGUGUUCAUUAUCAAAACCUCCAUCUCCAGCUGGUCGAAGAAAUGGAUGUACUUCUCCAAGUAUUUUACCGCAAAGAACAAAUAGUAGAAGUCAAUUAAAACGAAAUAAAUGA